Messenger RNA from Zingiber officinale, 3798 nucleotides. RefSeq lists its product as uncharacterized. Bases 1 to 3798 code for a protein of 1265 amino acids. Gene Ontology annotation, molecular function: zinc ion binding; nucleic acid binding. NCBI's taxonomy places the organism in Eukaryota, Viridiplantae, Streptophyta, Magnoliopsida, Zingiberales, Zingiberaceae. Gene Ontology annotation, biological process: DNA integration. The transcript has 8 exons. The record is from RefSeq and is a predicted model, not a curated record.
AUGUCGUGUUCAAUGAGAUUCGAGAUCGGCUGGACAGGCAUGAGGAUCGACUCAAACAACUUUAGCAAGAGCCAUUACCUAGGCAUCGGAGACCCGACCAGAGGCCACAUUUUGCUCCAAAUGUCCCAGAUGAUGACUAUGAUGAUGGGGCGAGCAUCGAAGUGGUCUCCAAUGCUACUUGGAGAAGGGCUAGGGCUAUCAGACCCUGAUGUUUAUAUUGAAUGGGAAAGGGAAGUUGAGCUGGUAUUCGAUUGCCACAAUUACUCGGAGGAGAAGAAAGUGAAGCUUGUUGUGGUGGCUUUCACCGACUAUGCCAUUGUAUGGUGGGAUCAGCUGACCCUGAGUAGACGUCGGAACCGUGAGCUUCCCAUCAACAAUUGGGAGGACAUGAAAGUCGUUAUGAGAAGAAGGUUUGUUCCAUCUCACUAUUAUCGGGACUUACAUUUGAAAUUGCAAAGUCUGAAGCAGGGGUCCAUGACUGUGGAAGACUACCACAAGGAGAUGGAGAUAGCCUUGAUUCGGGCUAACAUUGAGGGGGACCGAGAGGCGACCAUGGCUCGGUUCAUUUUACCCUAUGGGUGUUACAUCAUUUGUGGCCUGAACCGUAAGAUUGCCAAUAUUGUUGAGCUACAUCACUAUGUGGAGCUUGACGAUGUGGUGCACAUGGCAAUAAAAGUUGAAAGACAACUCAAGAAAGGAGUGCGAUCAUCUUCCAAGUAUGAGGCUGCGAGUUCAUCUCCUUGGAAGCAGAAGUGGGGAUCAUCAAAACCAAUUGAGAAAGCAAUUUCAAAAUCAAAGGGUGAAACAAAUGUGGCCAGGACCCAAUCUAGCAACAAGGAUAAGGGUAAUUCAUCUUCCCAACCUCAAAGAAAUCGUGACAUCAAAUGUUUUCGUUGUUUAGGAUCCGGUCAUAUUGCUUCUCAAUGCCCGAACAAGCGAACAAUGAUCAUGUUGGAUAAUGGGGAAAUCGAAACUGAAGAGGAAGAUGAAGGAAAUGAGUCCACUCCAUCAGUUGAAGAUACUAGUGAUGUUGAGCUUGCUGUUGAUGGCCGAGCUCUUGUUGUGCUAAGAGCUCUUCAUAUGCAAGCCAAAGGGAAUGAUGACAGGCUGCAAAGGGAGAACAUCUUCUACACCCUCUGCCAUGUGAAAGAUCGGGUAUGCGGUUUGAUUAUUGAUGGUGGCAGCUGUGUUAAUGUAGCAAGCAAGUUAAUGGUGGACAAGCUUGGCCUACCUACCUUAAAGCAUCCAAAGUCGUAUAGACUCCAAUGGCUCAAUAAUAGUGGUGAGAUGAAGGUAACCAAGCAGGUCCUUGUUUCAUUUACGAUUGGAAGGUACACGGAUGAGGUUUUGUGUGAUGUUGUACCCAUGCAAGCUAGCCAUUUGCUUCUUGGAAGGCCAUGGCAAUUUGAUAGACGGACCACACAUGAUGGGUACAAGAACCAUUACAGCUUCAGCAAGGAUGGUAGGAACAUUACACUUACACCUUUGACACCUCGUCAAGUAUUUGAGGAACAACUCCAGAUCAAAAGGAUUUCAAGGAUGUCUUUUCCGAGGAUAUGCCACUUGGGUUACCACCAAAAAGAGGAAUCGAGUAUCAGAUUGAUUUCAUUCCGGGAGCUUCCAUUCCAAACCGAACCAGUUUAUCGAAGUAGUGCAGAAGAGACCAAAGAGCUUCAAAGGCAAGUUGAAGAACUUUUGACCAAAGGACAUGUUCGUGAAAGCAUGAGUCCCUAUGUUGUGCCUGUGCUGCUGGUUCCAAAGAAAGACCGGACUUGGAGGAUGUGCGUGAAUUGUCGAGCUGUAAACAAGAUAACGAUUGAUUUGAAGAGUGGGUAUCAUCAAAUUCGAAUUAAGGAAGGGGAUGAGUGGAAAAUAACUUUUAAGACAAAACAGGGGUUGUAUGAAUGCAAGAGUUUGCAUGACCAUAUUGAUCAUUUGAAAUGUGUGCUUGAAGCUUUGAGGCAUGAAAAAUUGUUUGCCAAGCUAAAGAAAUGCAGCUUUUGUGUAGAUAGGGUUGUUUUUCUUGGAUUUGUUGUCAGUUCCAGAGGUGUGGAAGUUGAUGAGGAGAAGGUGAAAGCUAUCAAGGAAUGGCCUACCCCUAGCAUCAUCACUGAAGCACAAGAGAAAGCCUUCAACACAUUAAAAGAAAAGCUAAGCUCUGCUCCUUUACUACUUCUACCAGAUUUUUCUAAGGCUUUUGAAAUCGAAUAUGAUGCUUCUGGUAUUGGUAUAGGUGUUGUUCUUAUGCAAGAAAAUAGGUCAAUUACCUACUUCAGUGAGAAGCUCAAUGGUGCAACGUUGAACUACUCAACAUAUGACAAGGAGCUCUAUGCAUUGGUGCGAGCUUUGGAGACAUGGCAACAUUACUUGUGGUCCAAGGAGUUCAUCAUUCACACGGACCAUGAGUCGCUGAAGCAUUUGAAAGGCCAAGGUAAAUUGAGUCGUAGACAUGCUCGUUGGAUUGAAUUCAUUGAAAUGUUUCCUUAUGUGAUCCAAUACAAGCAAGGAAAAGAGAAUGUGGUAGCAGAUGAUUUGUCACGCAGGUACACCCUUAUCUCUACCUUAGGGUCAAAGUUUCUUGGAUUUGAGCACCUGAAGGAAUUGUAUGUGAAUGAUGCUGACUUUGCUGAUAUCUUUAAAGCAUGCGAAAAGGGUGCAUUUGAUAAGUUCUAUAUGCAUGAUGGUUACUUGUUUCGAGAAAAUAGACUUUGCAUUCCCCAAAGUUCUAUGCGUGAGUUGCUUGUUAAGGAGUCACAUGGGGAUGGAUUAAUGGGGCAUUUUGGAGCUGUGAAAACCUUGGACAUUUUGAAAGAGCAUUUCUUCUGGCCUCAUAUGAAAAGAGAUGUUGAAAGGAUUUGCAUUAGGUGCAUUGCAUGUAAGAAAGCCAAGUCUAAGGGAGAUGGUCGUUUGCAUGGGGUCCCUAGAACAACUGUUAGUGAUCGGGAUGCGAAGUUCCUCAGCCAUUUUUGGCGAGUCUUGUGGGGAAAACUUGGGGCAAAGUUGUUAUUCUCUACCACUUGUCACCCACAGACUGAUGGGCAACCCGAGGUCGUUAAUCGAACCUUGGGAAAUUUGUUGCGUUCUACCAUUGGGAAGAAUUUAAAAGCUUGGGAAGAUUGCAUACGAUUCAUUGAAUUUGUAUACAAUAGGGUUACACAUUCUUCUACUAAGUAUUCACCUUUUGAGAUUGUCUAUGGCUUUAAUCCAUUAACUCCAUUGGAUUUAAUCCCAUUACCUAUGGAUGAGAUUGCUAGCCUUGAAGGUCAAGCGAAGGCUGAUUUGGUGAAAAGGAUCCAUGACAAGGCAAGGCAACACAUGCUGAGGAGGAAUGAGCAGAUUUCAACCCGUGCCAACAAGGGACAAAAGCCGAUUACUUUUCAACCUGGAGAUUGGGUCUGGGUUCAUUUUCGAAAGGAGCGAUUUCCGAAACGAAGGCAAUCCAAGCUGAACCCACGUGAUGAUGGACCAUUUCAAGUUCUGGAGAAAAUCAACGACAAUGCAUACAAGUUGGAUCUUCCAGGUGAGUACCAAAUUCGAGGACGAAUCCUUUUGAGGAAGGGGGAGGGGGAUGAUACAACUCCAUAUCAGCUCCAAGCCAAUGAGACAGGACUGCAAGUCGAGAUGUACGUCCCGAAUCAAGAGGAGCAUGAAAGGGACUUGCACGUGCCAGCUGAGCCGAUAACGAAAGCAGAGGUCAAGCAAGUUCAAUGUGUUGUACAAGCAUUGACAUCUCGUAUCUUGGAAGGGCAGGCUAUGGAGUCACAGUCGAUGCAUCACAGUCGAUGCCAUGCCGAAUGA